AUGCAGCCAUAUACCCAAAACUGGACCCAGGUAACAGAGUUUGUAAUGGUGGGCUUUGCUGGGGUGCAUGAAGCUCACUUUCUCUUCUUCACACUCUUCCUCACCAUGUACCUGUUCACCGUGGUGGAGAAUUUGGCUAUUAUCUUGGUGGUAAGUUUGGACCACCAGCUAUGGAGGCCCAUGUACUUCUUCCUGACCCAUUUGUCCUGCCUGGAAAUCUCGUAUACCUCGGUCACAGUGCCCAAGAUGUUAACUGGUUUUAUUGGGGUGGAUGGGGGAAAGAACAUCUCCUAUGCUGGCUGCUUGUCCCAGCUCUUCAUCUUCACCUUCCUUGGGGCAACUGAGUGUUUCUUACUGGCUGCCAUGGCCUAUGACCGCUAUGUGGCCAUUUGUAUGCCUCUCCGCUAUGGGGCCUUGGUGUCCUGGGGAACAUGUAUCCAUCUGGCAGCUGCUUGUUGGCUGGUGGGCUUCCUUACACCCAUUUUCCCCAUCUACCUCAUGUCCCAGCUGAAAUUUUGUGGCCCCAAUGUCAUCGACCACUUCUUCUGUGAUGCCUCACCUCUGCUAGCCCUGUCUUGCUCAGAUGUCACCCUGAAGGAGACUACGGACUUCCUGGUCUCUUUGGCUGUGCUUCUGGCCUCCUUUUCAGUAAUUACUGUGUCCUAUGGCAACAUUGUCUGGACACUACUGCAUAUCCGCUCAGCUGCUGAGCGCCGGAAGGCUUUCUCCACCUGUGCAGCUCACCUGAUUGUCGUGAGCCUCUUCUAUGGCACUCUCUUCUUUAUGUAUGUCCGGACCAAGAUGGCCUCCUCCAUGAACUUCAACAAGGUGAUAUCUGUCUUCUACUCCAUCGUCACGCCAAUGUUCAACCCUCUCAUUUACAGUCUUCGGAACAAGGAGGUGAAGGGAGCCCUGGGCAGAGCCUUUACCCUCAAGUCUUGGAAGGGGCAGUGA
Messenger RNA from Choloepus didactylus (southern two-toed sloth), 954 nucleotides. RefSeq names its product olfactory receptor 6Q1. Lineage: Eukaryota; Metazoa; Chordata; Mammalia; Pilosa; Megalonychidae. Gene Ontology annotation, biological process: G protein-coupled receptor signaling pathway. The record is from RefSeq and is a predicted model, not a curated record. Gene Ontology annotation, molecular function: G protein-coupled receptor activity; olfactory receptor activity. The coding region runs from base 1 to 954 and encodes 317 amino acids. Gene Ontology annotation, cellular component: membrane. The transcript has a single exon.